Colletotrichum lupini is the source of this 270-nucleotide messenger RNA. RefSeq lists its product as uncharacterized. The coding region runs from base 1 to 270 and encodes 89 amino acids. Lineage: Eukaryota; Fungi; Ascomycota; Sordariomycetes; Glomerellales; Glomerellaceae. The transcript is spliced from 2 exons. The record is from RefSeq and is a predicted model, not a curated record.
AUGCAAAUCUCCACGUUUGCGACUUUUGCCGUCUUUGCCACGGUUUAUAUGCAUAACGCAGCUGUCUGCGUUAAGAACAGGCAGCGUGGCAGCACCGGGAAUGGGACUCCCUACGGCAUCACUUACGGCUCAUGGACGGAAUACGAGAUCGACACUGCGGGAACUCAGUGUGCCUGCAAUCACUAUAAAAAUCGCAGCACCGGCAACAACCAAUGGGACAAAUGCCCCAACUGUCACUUCGAUGGUCUUCAGUGCCUUUCCAAUGCCUAG